Molecule: messenger RNA, 483 nt
Organism: Phaedon cochleariae (mustard beetle)
Lineage: Eukaryota; Metazoa; Arthropoda; Insecta; Coleoptera; Chrysomelidae
Source: the annotation of a GenBank genome assembly
UUGAUUGAAGUUUUCCAAGAUAACGAAAUCACCAUUGAAAUUCUGCCAAAAUUAACAGAUAGUUACAUCAAGGAAUUGAUUCCGAAUAUUGGAAUGCGUGUCAGAUUUAUGGAGAAUUUUGAAAAAUAUUUCGGAAACGCAGAACCUUCUUUUUAUCAGAAUAAUACUCUGGAUAAUAUUGAUAUAAGUUUUUCUGAUAUAUUAUCGGAGUCUAACAGUACAGCAUCAGUUUCAACGAACAUAUCUUCAGAAGUGUUAAUUCCGAUUGAGAAUAGAGAAAUAUCCCUUCAUUCUCGGGAGCAGUUGGAUUCAUAUAGAAUAGUUUUCCCAGAGUUUGAUCUCAGAACAUUAUUAAUAACGUCUCCGUUAGGGAAUAGUGUCUUAACUUUUUAUGAUGCAAAUAAAAUUCUGGACAACACUAGGAGAAACAGAAUGGUUGAUAUUAUAAUGAAGCAUAUGUUCAAAUACCAUGUCACCCAGUAA